AAAUCUUAAAAAUCAAAAUUCAGACGGAACAAUAACAACAAACGAAUCAUCGAAAUUUCUCAAUGGUCUUUCCUUCGCCUUCAGGUAUUUAACAAGUGUCUCAGUUUGAGAAGAAUUGGGGGCCAGGUGGAUAUUGUGGUUUGGUUUGGUGUGUGUGGUUGAAUUGAGCUUGCUAUAGUUUUAGUUUAGAUUUUGGGUGUGUUAGGAAGAUCGUAAAGGUAUGAGCUUGCAACAUCGGAGAGCGAGAAGGGAUUGGUUAAGGGUUCCAUCACAAGGUGCUACUCGUCAAGAAUGGGUUCCUAGAGGGAGUGCAGCAUCCACUACUGUUUUACAGCCAUCAAAUUUGCAUUUAAAUCACAAUGCUAAUGUUGAUGCAAGUUCUUCCAAUCAUGGGGUGGCCGUUGCUUCGCGGGUGACUCCCCAUAGGAGCAAUCAUGGGAAUCAUAGUAUGGAAAGGGAUAAAGGGAGGAGUGAGAAUCACGAGGGGAAGGGGUUGGAAUUUAGAGACUCUAGUUUGCCUCAAUUGGUGCAAGAGAUUCAGGAGAAGCUUAUGAAAGGUACUGUGGAAUGCAUGAUUUGCUAUGACAUGGUCCGGAGGUCGGCACCAGUUUGGUCUUGCUCCAGCUGCUACUCUAUCUUUCACUUGAACUGCAUCAAAAAAUGGGCUCGGACGCCCACCUCGGUUGAUUUGUCUGCGGAGAAGAAUCAAGGGUUUAAUUGGCGGUGUCCUGGUUGUCAGUCUGUGCAGCUUAUGUCCUCAAAGGAGAUUAGGUAUCUUUGUUUUUGUGGAAAGAGGAUAGACCCUCCAUCUGAUUUAUAUUUGACUCCCCAUUCAUGUGGAGAACCGUGUGGGAAGUCUCUUGAGAGAAAGUUGCUGGUUGCUGAAGGGAAUAAGGAUGAUCUUUGCCCCCAUGUUUGUGUCUUGCAAUGCCAUCCGGGUCCAUGCCCUCAUUGUAAAGCAUUUGCCCCUCCACGUUUGUGCCCUUGUGGGAAGAAAAUGGUUACCACCCGUUGCUCUGAUCUGCAGUCUGUUCUUACUUGUGGUCAAUGUUGUGAUAUGCUUCUUGAAUGUGGGCGUCAUCACUGUGAACACAUUUGUCAUGUGGGUCCUUGUGAUCCUUGUCAGGUUCUAGUCAAUGCCUCUUGCUUUUGCAGUAAAAUGAUGGAGGUUAUUCCUUGUGGUGAUAUGGCUGUAAAGGGUGAAAUUGAAGCGGAAGAUGGUGUAUUUUCUUGUGGUUCCAAUUGUGGAAAGAAACUUAGCUGCGGUAAUCAUAUCUGUAGUGAAAUUUGCCAUCCAGGAAGUUGUGGGGAAUGUGCAUUUUUACCAAGCCAGGUUAAAACAUGUUGUUGUGGGAAAAAAAGGUUGGAGAAUGAACGUUGGAGUUGUUUGGAUUCAGUACCUACAUGCUCUCAAGUCUGUGGCAAGCUCCUUUGUUGUGGGAUGCAUCAUUGUAAAGAGCCCUGUCACGUUGGGGAAUGUCCACCUUGUUUGGUUCUAGUUUCACAGAAGUGUCGAUGUGGGUCUACUUCUCGAAAUGUGGAGUGCUAUAAGACUAUAAUGGAGAGUGGAAAAUUUACAUGUGAAAAGCCUUGUGGAAGAAAAAAGAAUUGUGGAAGGCACCGAUGCAGUGAAAGGUGUUGUCCACUUUCAAAUUCAAAUAAUAGUUUUAAUGGGGAUUGGAAUCCUCAUUUUUGUUCCAUGCCAUGUGGAAAGAAGCUAAGAUGUGGCCAACAUAUGUGUGAAUCUUUGUGUCACACUGGUCAUUGUCCACCUUGUCUUGAAACAAUCUUCACUGAUUUGACUUGUGCUUGUGGAAGGACUUCAAUCCCUCCUCCUCUACCUUGUGGUACACCACUUCCCUCAUGUCAGCUUCCAUGUUCAGUUCCUCAGCCAUGUGGACAUUCAGGCUCACAUAGUUGUCAUUUUGGAGAUUGCCCUCCUUGUUCAGUGCCCGUAGCAAAAGAAUGUAUCGGUGGGCAUGUGGUUCUCAGGAACAUACCUUGUGGUUCUAAGGAUAUUAGAUGUAAUAAUCCUUGUGGGAAGACUAGACAAUGUGGUUUACAUGCAUGUGGCAGAAUAUGUCACCCCCCACCAUGUGAUAAUUUAUCUGGUGUUGUACAAGGUUUCCUUGCACCAUGUGGCCAAACAUGUCGUGCUCCAAGGACAAGCUGUCAGCAUAUGUGUAUGGCUCCAUGUCACCCUUCAUCGCCAUGUCCAAAUACAAGAUGUGAAUUCCCUGUUAUGAUUACUUGUUCUUGUGGCCGGAUUACAACAAAUGUUCCUUGUGAUGCUGGUGGUAGCAAUAACAAUUAUACUGUCGAUGCCAUACAUGAAGUUUCCAUUAUUCAAAAGUUGCCUGUGCCACUUCAUCCAGUUGAUGCAAAUGGCCAAAAAGUUCCCCUUGGACAAAGAAAGUUGAUGUGUGAUGAUGAAUGUGCUAAGUUGGAGCGUAAAAGGGUUAUUGCUGAUGCUUUUGACAUUACUGCUUCAAGUCUGGAUUCCCUCCAUUUUGGUGACAACUCCGCUAAUGAAUUGCUUUUUGAUUUUAUUAGACGUGAUCUAAAAUGGGUUUUAGCUGUUGAGGAGAGAUGCAAGAUUUUAGUGCUUGGCAAGAGCAGAGGAACUACACAUGGUUUAAAAUUCCACGUCUUUUGUCCUAUGCCAAAGGAUAAAAGAGAUGCAGUGAGGUUGAUUGCUGAAAGAUGGAAGCUUGCAGUGAAAUCUGCCGGUUGGGAGCCAAAGCGAUUUAUCGUUAUCUCUGUUACCCCAAAAUCAAAGGCCCCAUCUCAUGUGAUAGGGGUUCAGGGUACCACAACUUUAAAUGCUCCCCUUCCUCCUACAUUUGAUCCUUUGGUAGAUAUGGACCCGCAGCUUGUUGUCUCAUUUCCAGACUUACCAAGUGAUGCUGAUAUUCGAGCCUUGGUGUUGAGGUUUGGUGGUGAGUGUGAGCUUGUUUGGUUGAAUGACAAGAAUGCCUUGGCUGUUUUUCAUGAUCCUGCCCGAGCUGCAACUGCAAUGAGGAGGUUGGAUCAUGGAACAGUUUAUCAGGGAGCUGUUUUGUUUGCCCCAGAUGUUGGGACAUCGGCGACAUCUUCAGUUACCAAUGCCUGGGGAGGAGCACUGCUGGCACUGAAAGUUAACCCGUCAAAAAAGGCUAUGGUUCAAGACUCUAGUUGGAAGGGAGAUUCUCAGGGUGAUGAAGAAUGGUCAAGUGGUUCUGCUAAUCUGCUACCAUCUGUUAGGAAGAAAGAAGCACCUAUAAUUGGUUCUUUAAAUCGUUGGAAUGUCUUAGACCAGGAAUAGAGUUCAAGUUUGUUGUCUACAGCUAUUAAAACUGAAGUUUCUAGGAAGCAAACUGAAGAUAGAUAGUGUUGUCUCAAGGUUUGAGUCUCAUGCAGGUGGCUCAAAUGAAGGGGGAAACUUAGGUGCAAUAGAAUUUUCUGAAGUUGUAGAUAGUUGGGAGAAGGCUUAUGAACGAGGAUAAAAAAAGAAAAAGACAAAGACAACAAGAAAACACUAUUUUCAUUGCUAGAAAUUUUAUUCUGUUGAAAAGAAGAUGUGCAUUAUAAGGCUUCCAUGCCUUGUUUUAUCAAUUUUGGUAAGGAGAGGUCAUUCUUUUCCCUUUUAAGUAAAUAUUUUAGAUUCAAAGUGAUUGGAACAUUUAUACGUGAAUUGAGUAAUAGUUAUCAGGCUACAGAAAAAAUUGUAUUUUCUAAAAGCACUACAUAUUGUCAAGGUGCACUGAUAAUCAGAUUAAAAGCAAAUCAUGUUUUG
Molecule: messenger RNA, 3775 nt
Organism: Abrus precatorius (Indian licorice)
Lineage: Eukaryota; Viridiplantae; Streptophyta; Magnoliopsida; Fabales; Fabaceae
Product: NF-X1-type zinc finger protein NFXL1-like
Exons: 2
Coding region: 221-3304 (1027 amino acids)
Biological process (GO): regulation of DNA-templated transcription
Cellular component (GO): nucleus
Molecular function (GO): RNA polymerase II transcription regulatory region sequence-specific DNA binding; zinc ion binding; DNA-binding transcription factor activity, RNA polymerase II-specific
Source: RefSeq, a predicted model, not a curated record